Molecule: messenger RNA, 1731 nt
Organism: Eimeria mitis
Lineage: Eukaryota; Apicomplexa; Conoidasida; Eucoccidiorida; Eimeriidae
Exons: 3
Coding region: 1-1731 (576 amino acids)
Source: RefSeq, a predicted model, not a curated record
AUGAAAACCCUCGUUUUCUGCCUCGUUCCUUUUGUCUACCGUGUCGCUGCAGCAGCAGUAGCAGCAGAAGAAGCCUCUUCAAAGGACCCGAUCGCCACCCCCACAGGUGACCAAUGCGAUGAAGAUGAAAGCUCGUUUGAUACAUCUGCUUCUGCGCUGAAGCCAGAAGCUCCCCCACCCGCUGCGGUGCCCAGACACUUGCAAGCUUGGCGGUCCCGCGGGGGGGGCAUGGGCAGCCGCGGAUACUCCAGUGGCUAUACAACCAGCUACAGCAGCAGUGGGUCCUCCUCAUUCAGUUCUCCUAGUUAUUCGGUGGGCAGCAGCAGCAGCAGCGGCACCAGCAGCCUCUACACUCCUUCAUACAGCGGGUCCACUACUUACGGCCGCUCAACGCCAACCUAUGGCUCUGGGGUCACGUACCCUUCGGCCACGUCCAGUAGCGGAACCACUUACUACAGCAGUGGAAGUAGCGGCGGCACGUACACUGGAACGACGUACACUGGAAGUAGUGGCAGUCCCUAUAUGGGAAGUGCAUACAGUUCAAGUACCCCGUACAGCGGCAGUACGUACACUGGUAGCAGCGGAACUCCAUACAGGGGGAGCAGCAGCACUACAUAUACUGGAAGCAGCAUGGGCAGCUCCACGUACACACCUUACUCGAGUGGUUCUCGUGUGACUGGCAGCAGCCCCUACGUCAGCUCCAGCGGCACUCCUUACAUGAGCAGCAGCAGCAGCCAAAGGGGAUACAGCAGCGGUACUUACACGCCGUCUAGCCAGCCAUACACAGGAGGUAGCGGUACUCCUACAAGCGGAACGUACAGCAGUUCUGUCGUAGGGGGAAGCCGAACCUUCAUGCCUAGCCCAUCCCCCUCCCCCCGCAGCGGCUACCGUACUGCAGGCGGUGGCGUCAGGGGUUACACGGGCAGCCCCACUAGCGCUACUCCCAGUAUGCAGCCAACGUACAGCAACAUUAGCAGCAGCACUAGCAGCAGCACCAGCAGCGGGGCAAUCGGCAGCUCUACAGGCGCCCAGCGUUUCAGCAGAAGUGGCUCAGAAGGGGGGGGCAGCGCGUUGCGUGCGCGGUCAACUGUGCCGACGGCAGGACCCUCCUUCAGUAGCGGAAUGCAAGCUGCAUCAACAGCUACUACAGGUUCCCGUGGAAGAACGGCUGGAGCUGUCGCUACACCGAGCGUGAGCCCUAGCCCGCCAUCCCCUAGCCCGCCAUCCCCCUCCACGAAUACCAACGUCCCGAGAGGCGUUACAGCGCCGGCUGACCCCAACCGAGGGAGAGGAAACAGCAGUUUCCGCGCUUUCGGUGGAGGCACAGACACCUCCCCUGUACAAGCGGGCGGCGCUGCAGGCACAACGUACUAUCUGCGAGAGGCCGACGGCUCUCUCACCCCCCUUGAGCCGCCCCCAUAUGACCAAAUGAAGCCGGACUCUUACUACACCGAUCUCUACCUCACGGAUAAACCCAUUAGGUUUGAGAACCACAGCAACAAGGAGCGCCAGUUCAAGCGGGAGCUGGAAAAGACACAUUUAUCGAAUGUGGAAAGCGAAAGACAGCAGCCGACCCAAGGCGUCAUGAGCCUGCCCCUAACGGAGGAGAAGAAAGGAGUGAUGGGAAGGUAUCAUAGGCCUUACCUGUCAUUAUUUCGGAAGCCCGGCGGCUCCAUGCCGAAGACAAACGAAGAAACAUGGAAGGAAAUUGCAACAAACGCGGCAGCAUAA